Messenger RNA from Arabis nemorensis, 342 nucleotides. Lineage: Eukaryota; Viridiplantae; Streptophyta; Magnoliopsida; Brassicales; Brassicaceae. The record is from the annotation of a GenBank genome assembly.
AUGCUCGACAAGACUGAGUCUUCCCUUAUUGUACCAAUGGAACAUAAUCACCCACUUCCUAAAUCGACUGACCCGACGAAUGGUUUAGAAGUCGUUGUUGAGAUUCCUUCUUGUUUACGAGGAGUCUACAUUCGUAACGGAGCUAACCUUAUGUUUCCUCCGUUAGCUGGACACCAUCUUUUUGACGGUGACGGAAUGAUUCACGCCGUUAAAAUCGGUUCUGAUAACCGAGUUAGUUACAGCUGUCGGUACACUCGAACAAACCGGCUUGUUCAAGAAACCAAGCUAAGAAGACCGGUUUUCCCUAAACCAAUCGGUGAUGUUCACGGCACUCGGGCCUAG